AUUGUGGUAUUGUUGCACCCUGUAUAGAGCUAUGUUUUAACGGAGCUGUAAAUCUGUGCAUGUUAUCUGUAGUGUGCACCCAAAACUGAAUGGGUGCCCUAUACCCUGAAUUGAUUACUCCACUGGUGGGUAUGGCCUACUGUGCUGUCACGUGAAUUUAUGGGUCCAAUCCAUGGUCAUCAUUAUCUCCAUUCACAAUUAUACGUGUGAUUCAUUACAUUAAGCCCAUGCCAGCUACACAGGCAUCGUCAGGGUCGGGAUGGAACCCAAGACCUCCUGCAUACCAGACGAGGUAGUUAACAUCUCUUAGUCACCGCGGCGCCCCUUCCGCCCAGCAUCCACCUAAACCUCCCACCCUGCCUCCUCACUCGCAAUUCCCUCACCCACCCCCCUUCCGUCCCCCCUCCAUAGACUACGUGCUCUACCGCCACUGCCGCCUCUUCCCGAUGCUGCACAACUUCCCAGGGGUGUGUGGCGGCGGAGGCGAUGACAGAGACGGUGGUGGUGGUGGCGACGGUAACAACAGCGGCGGAGACGCGGACCAGCAGCAGCCAAAGUCGCAGCGUCCAUUCCUGCUGCUCGUCAUCAAGAGCAGCCCCUCGAACUUUGACCGGCGCGACGCCAUCCGCCGCACGUGGGGUCGCAACGGCGUGGCAACGACGACGGCGGGCGACGGGCGGCCCCUUGUCGUGCACACGCUCUUCCUGCUGGGCGUGCGGCCACCCUCGCCGCCUUCCCCCUCCGACAGCCGCGACGACGACCGUGGCAAGCGUGCGCACGUCCAGAGGAUGGUGGACCUGGAGGCGCGCCUCUACGGCGACCUGCUCCAGUGGGACUUCCACGACUCCUUCUACAACCUCACGCUCAAGGACAUCAACUUCCUGCGCUGGUUCGAGGCCUACUGCCCGGCCGUCGCCUACGUCUACAAGGGGGACGACGACGUCUUCGUUAACGUGGAGAACCUCCUGGUGUACCUCGCCACGUUCAGCCGCGACGGCUCCGCGCCCCUCUUCGUCGGGCGCACGCAGCAGCAGGCGCCGCCGAUACGCAGCGUCGAGAGCAAGUACUUCAUGCCGCGUGAGAUGUACCGCCGGUGGACGUACCCGGAUUACGCGAGCGGCGGCGGCUUCGUGAUGUCGCGGGCAGCCGCCGUGAGGAUCCACGAGGUGUCACGCGACAUCAAGCCGUUCCCCAUCGACGACGUGUGGAUCGGGAUGUGCCUGGAGAAGGCCGGCCUCGCCGUCACGCAGCACGAGGGCUUCCGCACCUUCGGCCUCGAGGCGGAAAACCUGGAGGAGGGGGUGGAGAAGAAGAGCCCCCUAUGCAUCUACAGGUCCUCCAUGAUAUUCCACAGGUUCCUACCCCAGGAAAUGCUGGACAUGUGGGUGGACUUCAAGAAUGCUUCCAUACAGUGUUAGCUGUGGCAAGUGACGACGGUUUUCUCGCGGGCGCCCUCCACUAAAUUUCGGUGUGGACAGAAAUCCCUCGCCAGCCGUGCUUUUUUUCUUUCUUUUCGAUGCAUCCGCGGUAUUUAUGUAUCCACGGUUUUCCUUCGGCGUGCCGGUUUGGAAUUUUGUGUAUCCGCGAAUUAGCACGGGCAAACCCAGCGCUUGUAAUUUCAAAUCCACCCGCAAACUGCGUUCCAUCCAUGCAUCAUCAUCUCAUCUCCCAUCUGUGUUCCAUCCAUGCAUCAUCUCAUCUCCCAUCUGCCUUUCCUCCAUGCAUCAUCGUCUCAUCUCCCAUCUGCGUUCCUUCUCUGCAUUGCCGUUUCGUCUCCCAGCUUCCACCACCGCUCUUUUCCCACCGCCAGGUAGAGGUCGUGGGUGGGCAAAGCCACCCUCUUCUUCCUUCUCACAACCACCUCUCCCAUCACCUCAUCAACGUCAUCAUCAUCACCAUGGAUUUCAACCCUCAGUAUUAAAGGUAGGUAACAUUAUUUUUAUUGUUUCCUUAAUUAUGUUCUUUGAACGUUCAUUGUUUUUAUUUUAUAACGUUGUGUAUUUUAUUUGUGUUUAAGUGAGGAAAGGACAACCUGGUUAGGCUUUGACGAGCAUGACCAUGGCUACCAUGACCCCAAAUAUAUCUGACAAGGCCUCGGUUUUGCCAACUACGGCAGUUUUUUAAGGGAUGUAACCCCCACGGUUGGUGAGGGAUUGCUGUAUUUAUACAAGGACUCCUCUAUUUACGAAUGAGUUAGGUUCCACAGGUCUGUUCGUAAGUCUAACUUUCCUCCUGUCGAUUUCAAACAUUAUUGGUUCUUUCGGUAAAGUCACGUAGAAGGGAAACAAUAAAAUAAUAAAAAUAUAAAACAAUCAAAUUAUCACGACGUUUCGACCGUAACACAAGC
This is a messenger RNA of Petromyzon marinus (sea lamprey), 2347 nucleotides long. The record is from RefSeq and is a predicted model, not a curated record. NCBI's taxonomy places the organism in Eukaryota, Metazoa, Chordata, Hyperoartia, Petromyzontiformes, Petromyzontidae.